AUGCUGCAACGCCUGGAGCAAGUUGUCCUCUUAAUCUUUUGCGGUACCACUGAUGACUUCUGCGGCAGCGGAUGCCAGAAUGGCUGCGACGCCAUCAAAGAACCUACAUGUUCUGCAUCAUCUAGCGAGGCCGUCUACAUUGGCUACUAUGAAGGCUGGAACCCAACCCACCCUUGUGAUGUUGUCUUGCCUGAAAAUAUCAAUGUUGAUCCGUGGACCCACCUCUACUAUUCUUUCGCCGGCAUCAGUACGUCUGACUUUACCAUCACCACGACCCAUGACAAGGAUAAGGAAUACUGGCCAAGGUUCACUGCCCUCAAGAAGAAGAAGCCGUCGUUAAAAACGUACAUUUCUGUCGGGGGAUGGGACCUGGGAGGAGAGGUAUUUUCCCACAUGGUACAAUUUCCAGGGGCACGCAAGGCUUUCAUUAGUUCAGCGCUCUCGAUGAUGUCCGAGUAUGGGUUUGACGGAAUUGACAUCGACUGGGAAUAUCCCGCUGCCGAGGAUCGUGGUGGCGCAUCGACCGAUACCGAUAACUUCGUGACUUUUCUCUCCGAAAUGAGAGCCGCUUUGGGAACAGAGUACGGUCUUACUUGCACUAUACCAUCUUCCUACUGGUAUCUGAAAGGCUUCAAUGUUACGGGGAUGGAGCCCUACGUUGACUAUUUCAACUUCAUGUCAUAUGAUAUUCAUGGUACUUGGGACGGCAAAAGCAAGUGGACGAGUUCUGACGUGAACCCCCACACCAACCUUACCGAGAUCUCUUCUGGACUUGAUCUCUUGUGGCGCAAUGGAAUUGACCCUGGCAAAGUUCUGCUCGGCCUGGGGUUCUAUGGACGGUCAUUCACGUUGGCUGAUCCUUCAUGCAAUACUCCGGGGUGUCCCUUCAAUACUGCAAACAACAGCACUGGUGGGGGAGUUGCUGGAGAAUGCACCCAGACUAGUGGAAUCCUAUCAGACUACGAGAUCAAUCGCAUCAUUCAAGACUAUUCAGUCAAUAUUAAGUAUGAUGAGACAUCUGGAGUGAACUGGAUGACAUGGAGCGGAAAUCAAUGGGUCUCAUUUGACAAUGCUCGCACUUUGAAGCAAAAGGCAGACUUUGCCAAUAGCAAAUGUCUAGGAGGUUUAUUCAGCUGGGCUCUCGAUAUGGGUGGGCCUGGGUCUCUCAAGAAUCCGAACGAAAUGUCUUCUAGCGACACCGGCAUGGGUGGUGCCAAUACUGAAGGAGGAAGUGAUGGCACUGGUAUCGUCUAUGUGGGGCCGGAGGUGUUUACCUCGCCAACUGUAACUGCAAUAGCCCCUGUCGACAUUAUAUUUCCUCAGGAUAUCCUUGGCAGCCCGACAGUGAUUUCGCCCGAGUCGUACCCAACAAGCUUGGAGGUUGUCUGGAAUACCACGACGACCGUCACCUCGGGUACAUCCACUGGCGUCAGCACGGGAACAACCCGCUAUAUCAUGCCCACCAACAUCGCCGUGCCCCCAGUGACGAUCGGAACCAUCAGCUAUUAUAAUUGGAACAUCACCAAUCCACACAUAACCUCUGCACAUGGAACCUUAAUCCCCAGCAUCGACCUACCCCCCGUGACAGUCAUCGAUGACCCGAAUCCACUAAAUGAAACAGGCAUUUCUCACUCCCCACUGGGUACGCGGGUGAUCCACAUCCCUCCUUGGCCGUGGUCGACUGGGGGCACAGUAUAUCCGAAUGUCACUUUCAAUCAAGGCAGCCCUCCUGGUCCAACAUGUACUGCCAACUGUGGUCACAAGUGCAGCAACUUUUGCGAUGGACCCUGCCUAACGGAUUGCGGUAAAAAUAGCUCUUCGGGAUUUAUCGAUCCCUUGGAUACUGACCCACCAUCGGUAAACAAGUGCUCGGGCCCAGGAUGUGUCAAUGGAAAAUGCACAGGACAGGGGCUCUGUAUUGAGCGUGGUUGUACUGGCUCUGAUUGUCAACAUCGGGUGUGCGUGGGAGAGAACUGCACUCCUACUGCAUGUAGUGGGCGAGACUGCAAGGAUGGGCACUGCACUGGAAGCAAGUGCAAGGAUCAUGGCUGUAUUGGCACUGAUUGCAAUGGUUAUGACGAUGAGAAUGAUAGCGGACAUGAUAGCGGAGAUGAUAGUGGGGAUGACGGAGACGACAGCGGAGAUGAUGGGGAUGACGGAGACGACAGCGGAGAUGAUGGGGAUGACGGAGACGACAGCGGAGAUGAUGGGGAUGACGGAGACGACAGCGGAGAUGAUGGGGAUGACAGUGGUGAUGAUGGAGAUGAUAGUGGUGACGACAGCGGAGAUGAUGGAGACGAUAGUGGGGAUGAUGAUAGUGGAAGUGACGCUGAGGGGGCAUGCUUUGGCUUUGAAUGCCUCUCUUGGGGUUGUAUCGGCGUCGAUUGUUCUUCCUCAACGCAUACCUGCACAGGUCCGAAUUGCCGUGUAGUUAGCUGCAGUGGUCCGGGCUGCACGAACGGCAUAUGCAACGGAGACAAGUGCAAUUCAGAGGACACUGACUGUGAUUCAAGGGAGGCAGACAGAUGUACCGAGUAUAUCUCCAGCACUCUCGUUACUCCAGCCUCUACAUACUCCAUAACUACCGUUACCAGCCAAUGCUCCACUAUCACUGCAUGCUCAGCGAAUCCUUCCACAAUCACCAGCACAAUAACCGGAGAUGGCCUGACGGAGGGCACGAUUACUGCAGUGGACUCAACCGUGUCUGAAGACCCCGCCCUCUGGACAAUGAUACUGGACGACCUUAGCAGUUACUAUUCCAUGGCUUAUGACACUAACUCGUCGACAAGCACCAGCAGCACGUUCAGCACCAUGAGUACAUCUACGACUCAUUCGACGACCUCAACGACGACCUCCACUACUGCCUUCGCGUCGGAAACAGGCUAUAACUGUAAGGGAUCUUCGCGCUGCGGUACCUUUUCGAACCUACGGAGUUUCUGCGACAAGGCAAAGGAUGACCUAUUAGGCACGGUGACCUACGGCACCACUAAGAAAGACACAAACUCUGGAACAUGUUAUACCGACGGCAUGAACGCAGGAUUUGGAUGCGGUGUGUUUGUCGAGGGAGAUAACUGCGAAAUGACAGGGGCUGAGCUGGCAGCGCACUACGACCAUAUCAUGCAAUCCUCCGGUGGUGGUUGCAAGAUAUGUGGUCACGCUCUGCUAUCUAAUGGCUGCAAGGUGACAGUGAAUUAUGUGAGCCAUUGCCAAAAUACCGAUGGCAUCUUCCAGCCUGCUGUAAACGAUGGUCCGGAUGAGGAUGUGGAAACUUCUGCUUCUCUGAGACCUUCUCCUACUCCCCUGCCUACUACAAGCCACGGGGUAUUCAAUUAA
This is a messenger RNA of Aspergillus tubingensis, 3333 nucleotides long. RefSeq names its product bacteriodes thetaiotaomicron symbiotic chitinase. NCBI's taxonomy places the organism in Eukaryota, Fungi, Ascomycota, Eurotiomycetes, Eurotiales, Aspergillaceae. Bases 1 to 3333 code for a protein of 1110 amino acids. Gene Ontology annotation, molecular function: hydrolase activity, hydrolyzing O-glycosyl compounds; chitin binding. Gene Ontology annotation, biological process: carbohydrate metabolic process. The transcript is spliced from 9 exons. The record is from RefSeq and is a predicted model, not a curated record.